AUGAAGCGCACAUUGCAGCAGCUGGAAACCGAUGGCGGCAAGUGUGAGCUGCAUGCACCCACACCGGCGCACACCCCUGCUCCGGCCUCUCCGCCUUCGAAGCGCCCAAAGACACAGCACCAGCCGCCCAGUCCCUUCUACUAUGACUCCGACAACGCCAUACGGCUGUGGCAGGAAGAAGUCGCAAGCGAAGGAGAAGGAGUCCCAAGCAUGUCCAACCACGACAUCGAGUCCGAGGGCAUUGCCACGCCGACAUUGCGACCGUCGACCCAGCGCAGCUCCACCCGCCGGUCGCGUUCCUCGAGUCCUGGAAAGUCUGUCAGCGACUGGAUCUAUCGCAGUCAGCAUCUCCACAAAGCCAGCAUCGAGGUGGGCACAGAUUGGGAUGCUGUGCCGCAGCACUUGCAGGCAAUCAUUGAUGGUGCCGUCGGCAAGGCUGGACGUGAAGCUGAAGCCACUGCCAACGAGCAGCGCAUCCAGGCCAUCGCAGCACGAUACCAUCGCGAAUCACGCGAUUUGGAUCACCGGCCGGUGCGUGAGACUGAAUGGUCCACUCUCGUCCACAAUCUCGUGCGAGACAUCGCGCAAACUUUCCACCCUGGCGAACUCCAGCUGCACCAGGGCACAGAUUGGAACGAAGGCCUUAAGCCUCCGACCAAGAUCUACAAGGUCCCUCUCUUAAUUCCCUCGAAACGCCAACUACCUUCGCCGGAUGGCUCGGCCCCAAAAAGCACACCACAGCCGCCCGCACCGAUCAGGUUCGACAUUAAGACGCCUCGCCCGGAUACUUCAGUGUCACUUGUGUGCACACCUGCCGACUUGGCGAUAAGCCAGACACUGGAGGCGCUGCAGGUCGGUCAGCAGCUGAUUAGCGACCCGCAGGGCCAGGGCGGCGUCUUCCCCUUCUUCGUCAUCGAAGCGAAGACUGCGGCCACCCAGGGCACGUUGUAUCAGGCCCAAAAUCAAGCGUCGGUGAGCGGCGCUUGCGCAAUCAACAUUUUAAGGAAGCUACAGCAGCUCGUCGACUCGAACUCUGAUACGCCAAUUGGUGAUGCUCCAAACACCAAGGCUGCAGGUUCUGAGACACGAAGCAAUGCAACGACAGGUGCCGAUGCUGCAACCGAUCCACCCUGCCAUGAAACUGCGACGUCCGUCCCGCCAAGCAGCGAGACCAGAGAGCCUGGUGUUCCUGAGCAUGGUGUUGCGAAGUGUGGUGUUGCUGGCGGCAAUCUCGACGCAUCCGAGAUCCACCCCGCAUCAGAUCAGUCCACCUCAAAUCCCUCUCCAUUUGUGACGUUCUCUGUCGCGACACAGUGCUCUAUACACGAAUUGUGGGCGCACUUCUGGACAUCCAUACCCGGUCCUUGUUCCGUAGCAACUCCGCCGGAUCCUGUAUUCCCUAUUCUGUCAACGAGCCCGGCUGCGGUCUACGGUACUUACGGGAUGACGAAGCUUGCGACGUACGAUAUCUGCUCUCGCCAUGGCGCGAAAAUUACCGAAGACUUGGUACGCGUGAUUGUAGCGGUAUUGGCAUGGGGCGCAGAUGGUUUUAAGAGAAGCUGUUGGAAGAGAGUUGAAAAGAUAGGCCUAGAAACCUGAAAGUAGUUUUAUAAAGGAGAUUAGAGUAAUUUCGUACCUUUCCAGCAAAUGGUUUAGGUCGGAAAACAGUAGAGAGCAUUAUAAACCGCCGGUUGGCCACUCGUCUCGCAC
Aplosporella prunicola CBS 121167 is the source of this 1710-nucleotide messenger RNA. RefSeq lists its product as uncharacterized. NCBI's taxonomy places the organism in Eukaryota, Fungi, Ascomycota, Dothideomycetes, Botryosphaeriales, Aplosporellaceae. Bases 1 to 1599 code for a protein of 532 amino acids. The record is from RefSeq and is a predicted model, not a curated record. The transcript has 2 exons.